Trichoderma reesei QM6a is the source of this 663-nucleotide messenger RNA. RefSeq lists its product as uncharacterized. The record is from RefSeq and is a predicted model, not a curated record. The annotation marks the transcript as partial. Gene Ontology annotation, molecular function: phosphoprotein phosphatase activity. The transcript has a single exon. NCBI's taxonomy places the organism in Eukaryota, Fungi, Ascomycota, Sordariomycetes, Hypocreales, Hypocreaceae.
CCCAGCGCGGCAUCCGGCGGCAUCCCCGAACCCACGCCCCUCUACAUCAAGACCUCCCUCUCCCAGCCCGUCACCCUCCGCCAGCCCCGCCGCAUCCUCGUCAUCAUGGACCUCAACGGGACGCUGCUCUACCGCCCCAACAAGCGCAACCCCUUCAACUUCAUCCAGCGGCCGCACGCGCGCCAGUUCCUCGACUACUGCGUCGACACCUUCCACGUCGCCAUCUGGUCUUCGGCCCGCCCCGAAAACGUCGACAAGAUGGUCUCGCAGCUGCUCUCCCCCGAGCAGCGGAGCAAGUGCGUCGUCAUCUGGGGCCGCGAUCGCUUCGGCCUGUCGCCCGCCGACUACUCCUCCCGCGUCCAGUGCUACAAGCGCCUGUCGACCAUCUGGAACGACCCCCAGGUCGCCGCCUCGCAUCCCGCCGCUGCCCACGGCCAGCGCUGGGACCAGACCAACACGGUGCUCGUCGACGACUCGGCCGAGAAGGGCCGCAGCGAGCCCUACAACAUUCUCCAGCUGCCCGAGUUUGAGGGCCUCGCCAACGAGCCUGCCGACGUGCUGCCCCAGGUCCACGACUACCUGAAUACGCUCUGUUACCAGGCCAAUAUCAGCAGCUACAUACGGCGUCAUCCCUUUAGAAUCGACGCCAACUAUAGACUGCCG